Messenger RNA from Botrytis cinerea B05.10, 2250 nucleotides. It is a transcript of the gene Bcmet2, whose product is annotated as Bcmet2. Gene Ontology annotation, molecular function: homoserine O-acetyltransferase activity. Gene Ontology annotation, biological process: L-homoserine metabolic process. Bases 639 to 1955 code for a protein of 438 amino acids. The record is from RefSeq and is a predicted model, not a curated record. Lineage: Eukaryota; Fungi; Ascomycota; Leotiomycetes; Helotiales; Sclerotiniaceae. The transcript has 3 exons.
GUGUGACUGUGUUGAAACCCCUACGAAAGCGGAAGGGUGAGCUAGCUAUCUUCCAGGGUUUCCUUAUCAAUGCUCCAAUGCUCCAAUGUUGACUAACAACAACGUAAAUGCUUUUUGUUCCGUUUCCCGACUGAAAGAAAUCUUCAAAGUUUUCUUACUUGCCUCGAGCUUGCCAAAUCAAAUUGUGACUGGCUGUUGAUGACGUUUUUUUAAACAGCCCCCCCCCCUCCUUUAAUGACUCAAGCAAGCAACUCUUGUAUAAUGAUAUAAAACUCUUUUAUUCCUUGAGCUCUUCUUUCGACACAGAUUCAAUCACAAAAUGGCAGCUUCAUUGAAAUCUACUGGUUCUGCAGGAACAGAAGCCAAUGCACCAAGAUACGGUCAGUAGUCACAUCUUCAAUGCUUUGCAUAAAAAAAUGAAAAAAAAAAAAAAUUACCCCUCAAUUCUUGGAAGAAGCAGUGACUGAAUACUCCAAGAAAGAACGCAGCAACAACCCGAGAACCCAUUUGCAUCCCUUAUACCCGACCAAACUAUCGCCAUCAUCCCAUCCUUCACCUUAGAGUCCGGCGAAACUUUACACAAUGUUCCAUUGGCAUACAGCACCAGAGGAAAGCUUUCACCUAAUCGCGAUAAUGCUAUGGUCAUAUGCCAUGCCUUGACUGGCAGUGCAGAUGUCAGCGAUUGGUGGGGACCUCUUUUAGGUGGUCCUGGUCGAGCAUUCGAUAUAUCCAGAUUCUUUGUGAUAUGUAUGAACAGUCUAGGAAGCCCUUACGGGAGUGCCAGUCCUGUCACUUGCAAGGAUGGGGACCCAAAAAAUGAAAGAUAUGGCCCUGAAUUCCCUUUGACAACCAUCCGAGAUGAUGUCAACAUUCACAAACUUCUCUUGGACGAUUUAGGAGUUCGACAAGUGGCAGCGGUCAUAGGAGGUUCUAUGGGAGGUAUGCUGGUGCUUGAAUGGGCAUACUUUGGCAAGGAUUAUGUUAGAGCUAUUGUGCCAAUCGCAACAUCUAGCAGACAUAGUGCUUGGGGAAUCAGUUGGGGAGAAGCUCAAAGGCAAAGCAUCUAUGCCGAUCCAAAGUACGAUGACGGCUAUUACCCAUUUUCGGAUCCUCCAACUGCAGGGCUGGGCGCGGCACGCAUGUCUGCAUUGCUUACGUAUCGAAGCCGGAAUUCAUUCGAGGCAAGGUUUGGGCGAAACAUACCUGAUGCUUCAAAGAAACAGACCAUCAGCGAAAGCCAACAAUCCGCCACCGCAUCGGAUAUCCACAGGGCAAUUCACAAUGAUGGACACAGACAGACCAGAUCUCCAAUAUCUUCAAGACCUGGAAGUUCAGCUGCCAUUUCAACCAUGGCCAGUGAAAACAUUACUGCCAACGGUGGCAACCCUGCAAACUUUACUGACCCGCAAUUUCACGGCGCAACUCCCUCAUCAUCCCCACCACCAGACCGGCCUGUUCCAAAGCGCAAGUCGACCUCUCAUUACUUUUCCGCGCAAUCAUAUCUUCGUUACCAAGGUGAAAAAUUUGUCAAACGUUUUGAUGGAAACUGUUAUAUUGCCAUCACCCGCAAGCUUGAUACUCAUGAUGUCUCAAGAUACAGAGUGCCAACAGAUUCAGAGGAUCCUAUUGCUGAAGCUCUUUCACAAAUUCAACAGCCAACGUUGGUACUUGGUAUUGAGAGUGAUGGACUUUUCACAUUUGAUGAGCAGAAAGAGAUUGCAGCUUCAGUACCAAAUGCACGUCUCAGGAAGAUUGAAUCGCCCGAAGGCCACGAUGCAUUCUUGUUGCAAUUUGAACAGGUCAAUCAACACAUUCUGGAAUUUUUGAACGAAGUUUUACCUGAUAUUAUGGGAGCUCCUGGCAUUGAAGGAGUUGUAGCAGAAGACGGAGUAGGGGCUGUUACCAAAAGCAGUACAUUUGGCGAGGCAGAAGUGGAUGACAUUACAGCAUGGUAAAUGGGGAGUGUUAUUGAAAAUGUACAUAACAUUUACGGGCUACUGCUUCUGAGCCUCACCGGCAUCUGAAUAUGAUAUUUCACGUGCUGGUUUGAAGAUACGAAUGAGCUUGUUGUAGAUACAAAUGAACCAUGGUAGUAGGUAGUAGGUAGUAGGUAGGAGGUCGUCAAAGCAAUAAUCAUGCAUACUUCCGUCAUGACUACCAUACGAGAAUUAAUUUGUCAUCUCUGAUGAAAUCCACAUUGGUCGAGUAGUGAAAUAUAGAGUUGUAGGUAUGUGAUAGAUGUGCUAUCCA